CUAUUGAAAAGUAGUUUUUAAAAGGAAAAAAAAGGAUUUUAAAUUGGAAUCCUAAUCAUUCAUAUUGGGAUUGAUCAUGUGAUACAGUCUGUCACUCACCACUGUUCUGCUUUCUUUGCUGUUAUUGUUCCCUUCCUUUCCUUUCUUUUCUUUUCUUUUCUUUUUUUCCCCCUUUCCUUUUUUGCAUUGCCUACCAUAUUACCUUUGAUCUUUCCCUUUUUAUCUCGUUCUUGAUAUUUUUCUUUUAUUAUUAUUAUUUUCUGAUCUAAAAAGAAUCUCUCAUCAUUCUCUCUCUCUCUCUCUCUCGUUCAAUCCUUAUGGCUACUGAAUCUGAAACUACAUCACUUCACAAUCCUACCACUACUGUUAAUCCUGAUGAGCCAAUGGAGAACAAGGUGAAUCAAGAAGUAAUGCCUAUGGAACAAGAAACUGUUUCUUUCCCCGAGGGAGGUAAAGAAGAGAACCCCAAAUUUGAUGAACUGCCACGAGAGACAAAGCAAUUGAAAGGAGAAUCAAACAAUAAACAGACAGAGCCUCCAGAAAUUGAGGUUAAGAUUGAUGGUUCUUCUGCUGUGGAUGCUCUACUGGAAGACAAAAUUGAGAUGGAGCAAGACAUUCCUCAUUCACAUGCACACAGUAGUCUAGAGCCAGCAGGUGAUGCUGUUAAAAGUCAGCCAGUUGCACAACCAGCUAAUGAAUCUGUUGCAGAAGUACAAGAAGAGCAACCAGCAACAGCAUCUGUGGAGAAAAUCGAACAGAAGCAACCAACGAUAGUCGAUAUUUCAGAAUCAUCAGCUGAAGCUGUUGAGAAACCAGAGGAGCUGUCAGCAGUUGUUCCUACUAAAGAAUCAGAAGAAGUGGUUGUAAGAGAUCCCGAAGAUUCAGAAGUAGUGUCUAAAGGAGUCAAUAAACAAGAAACAGUUGUUUCAGAAGUUGCUGUAAAAGUGGAGGAACAAUCUGAAGUCACUGAACACAGUGCACAACCAGAAUCAGUUUCAGAAAUUGGGAAACAACAGGAGCCUCCAGCAGUUCUAGCUAUCAGAGAAUCAGAAGCAGUUGUAAAGGAUAUUGAAGCUUCAGAAGCAGCAUCCAAAGAAACUGAUGAACCAGAAUCAGUAGUUCCUGAAUUGGAAGCGACACAAAAGGAACAAUCUGAAGUUGCCAAACAAGAUGAAAGAGUAGAAUCAAUUGAAGCAACUGAGAAACAACAGGAGUCAUUGGAAGUUCUUCCCGUCAAAGAAUCAGAAGCUGUUGUGAUAAACGAUAUUGAAGAUUCAGCAGUGCCUGAAAAUGUAGAUAAACCAGAAUCAGUAGUUCCUGCUGAAGUUGAGAUGAAACCAGAGGAACAAUCUGAAGUAAUCAAAGUUGAUGAGAAACCAGAGAGCCCAGAAGCCGAAGCUGAUAUACAACUGAAGGUAGGAUAUGAAGUCCCAGAAAAUAUUGAAAUUAAAUCAAUAGAAAAAAAAACAGAAUCAAGUGUGCUCGUUGAUGAGGUCAAACCAGAAGAUGAAAGUGAAGUUAGUGGCCAAGUUGAACCUAAGGGAAGUAUCAAGGCUGAAACUGUAAUAGAUGAGGGAACAUUGGCUGAUAAAGUUGAAAUUAAAUCAAUAAAAGAAAAAACAGAACCAGUUGUGCCAGUUGUUGAGGUCAAACCAGAGCACGAAACUGAAGUCAUUGGCCAAGUUGAACCUAAGGGAAGUAUCAAGGCUGAAACUGUACCAGAGCACGAAACUGAAGUCAUUGGCCAAGUUGAACCUAAGGGAAGUAUCAAGGCUGAAACUGUAAUAGAUGAGGGAACAUUGGCUGAUAAAGUUGUGGAUACCAUAGCCUUAAAGGAAGAGAGAACCAGUAAAGAAGAGGAACCUAGUGCAGCAUCUGAACAGAUUGUUUUGGUUAAACAGGAGGCUGAAGCUGACUUGAAAGAAGGCAUAGAAGAAUCUUCUCUUGCAGAUGGUGCAGAGACAACUGAUCUGGAGAAUGGAAAGAAGGAAACUGAUGGGACUGAAGUAGUUGAAGCACCACCAAAAAAGGCGAUCGUGCAAAUGGAAAAUGAUGGACAAGAGAGAGAAGAAAAGACUAUCAAAUCUGAAGUUGAGAAUGCAGAGAGAGAAGAGUUAAACAAAGGGCUAAAUGAGCCAAUAAAAGUGGAUGAUUUUAAGGCGGCUGUUUCCAAUACCGAAAUUACUGAACGAUCAUUUGAGGGAGAGCAAACUGGUCAAGUUAUCGAACCACUUGCAGAAAACAAGAAAGAAGAAAACAUAAAAGAGAAAACACCAGCUUUAGUUGAAACCAGCAAAGAUGGGUCCAUAGAGGGAAAGCUGGAUGAAGCCAUUACAGCUGUUACAGAACCAGUUAACAAAUCCCCAGAUUCAGGGUUAGAAGUAAAAGAUGAAGAGAGUGCAAAAACCGGUGAAGGCAAGGUAGGGAAAGAAAAUGCUGAGAUAGAAAAAUCUGAUACCCAGAAUUUAGAGCCGCCUACCGAGGAUGGGGAUGAUGCAAAAGCAUCCCAAGACUUGCCAAGAGAAGUUCCAGCCAAGCCUAUUCAAAACAUGAAAGAGGAUACACCAGCUUUAGUUGAAACCAGCAAAGAUGGGUCCAUAGAGGGAAAGCUGGAUGAAGCCAUUAGAGCCAUUACUGAACCAGUUAACAAAUCCCAAGGUUCUGGGUUAGAAGUAAAAGAUGAAGGAAGUGCAAAAUCUGGUGAAGGCAAGGUAGGGAAAGAAGAUGCAGAGGAGAUAGCAAAAUCUGAUGCCCUGUAUUUAGAGCCUUCUAUCAAGGAUGGGGAUGAUGCAAAAGCAUCCCAAGACUUGCCAAGAGAAGUUCCAGCCAAGCCUAUUCAGAAAAUAAAAAAAGAAAACACAAAGGAGGGGACACCAGCUUUAGUUGAAACCAGCAAAGAUGGGUUCAUAGGGGGAAAGCUGGAUGAAGCCAUUACAGCUGUCACUGAACCAGUUAACAAUUUUAAAGAUUCUGGGUUAGAAGCAAAAGAUGAAGAAAGUGCAAAAGCCAGUGAAGGUAAGGUAGGGAAAGAAAAUGUUGAGGAGAUAGCAAAAUCUGAAGCCUGGAAUUUAGAGUCUUCUACCAAGGAUGGGGAUGAUGCAAAAGCAUCCCAAGGGUUGCCAAGAGAAAUUCCAGCCAAGCCUAUUCAAAAACAAUCAAACAAUAUUUUAACAAAAAUGAAACAUUCACUUGUGAAGGCAAAGAAGGCUAUCAUUGGGAAAUCUACAAGCUCGAAAACCCUAUCUUCUGACACCAAGGGUGAUAUUAAAGUAAAAUAAUUGCCAAGGAAAUAUAGUUUUCUUGAACAUAUAAGGUUGUGGAAUUUGCAUUUUGAUAUAUAGAUUUUAGUUGUGUGUAUACCAUUUUUCUUGUAUUUCACCCUAUUCUUUGGACUUGUAUGUAUUGUUUGUAUGCUGGUUCUUGGGUUGUUUAUCUUCUGUAAUGAUCAGUACGGAAAAACUUCUUCAGUUGUGAAAAUUGAUUUGUAUACCUAUUUUGCCAAACAACUCUUUCUUCGUAUUUAUGUACUCAUUACUUGUUAAUAGAGUUUACACUAUUGUAUUA
Manihot esculenta (cassava) is the source of this 3564-nucleotide messenger RNA. Its product is annotated as retinitis pigmentosa 1-like 1 protein. The record is from RefSeq and is a predicted model, not a curated record. The coding region runs from base 318 to 3278 and encodes 986 amino acids. Lineage: Eukaryota; Viridiplantae; Streptophyta; Magnoliopsida; Malpighiales; Euphorbiaceae. The transcript has 2 exons.